Molecule: messenger RNA, 7724 nt
Organism: Galleria mellonella (greater wax moth)
Lineage: Eukaryota; Metazoa; Arthropoda; Insecta; Lepidoptera; Pyralidae
Product: P2R1A-PPP2R2A-interacting phosphatase regulator 1
Exons: 4
Coding region: 404-991 (195 amino acids)
Molecular function (GO): protein serine/threonine phosphatase inhibitor activity
Source: RefSeq, a predicted model, not a curated record
GAACGUUACCAUAUUGCGGCGAUUUGACAGGUCAGCUUCGAGCCACUUUUUAGCUUUCUGAGUAGCGUAUUUUAAUUUUAUUUCGUUAUCCUUUCAUUUACGCGUAAUGAGUAAUUUCUAUGUAGUCGUAAUGGUAGAUUUCUUGUUAAAUUAGAUUGUUUCUAAGUGCACUUACAGUGUUAUAUAAACUGUAGAGCUAAUAGUGUCGGCAGUCCCGAUGUGUAUAACUACAUAGUACGUCAGUGAUCGAAUGGUGUGGCUGUAGAUAAUGGAUGUGGAUGCUCCUAACAUAUUGAAAAGGUGCAGCAGCGCACCUCUAAUCAAUGAGGCGGCCUCUACGGCGGCUAUUUCGCCUACGACCAACAUAGCGCCCAGGUAAAGUAUAAGGAACACGUUCUUCAGCAUGUUCAGUAACAACAACGUGUCGAGAACGCGCCGCCACAGCGGCAGCUUCAGUCCCCUGGUAGCGCCCGUCACCGUCACUAACUCGUGGGGUCCCCGGCUGACGCCGCGCGUGAACCAGCUACGCGCCGAGGAGUGCGCGGACGUGAGCAACACGCGGGAGGUGGCGCACGAGCGGGAGGUGCACUCCGCCAUGCAGAUGGGCCAGUCCUGCGAGGACCUCACCCUCGUCUCCGGGCUGGCCAACUCGCCCACUAGGUUGCACAGAUUCUCCCCAGUGGUAUCGCCAUCACCGACCAGGAAGUACACAACACGGCGCAGCCUUUCGCCCAUCGCGAUCCGAGCGUCGAGCUUCAGCCCAGUGAGUAGUCGACCGAAUAUGUUCGUAGCCAAGCGGCGGUGCGACGAGACUGAUUCGCCGCUUUCCAAACGUAUGUGCACGUCGGAUAGGUUGACUCCCUCAACGCCCGGCACCCCUGACUCUGAUUCCCUGGAGUGCACCUUUAGGCCGGUCUCGCCCCGAGCCCAACCCAUGAACGAGUCGCCGCAUGAAUCACAAGACAACCACAAAUCCCCCAACCCCAGCUAAUAGUGUGUGGAUAAGUGUAAGGACAAUUUAGUCCAGGAAUUUCAAAUUCACUACCUAACGGCAAUGGAUUUAAGAUUGAAUUUUGCACUUGCCGACAGGUGGAUACGUUUUUUGUGUAACGUGGAACAUGUGUAGUCGAGUCUAGCGCCGUAUUCACAUAUUAACUACUUUUGUCUCGUCACUAUUGAGAAAUAUCGGUGUCCCAGGUAUUGCAAUGUCCAAUUUUAUGCAAGUCUAUGUACGUACAAUGAAAUUCCUGGGCUAUUGGUUCAGUGACGAGCCAGUGAAGGCGCUAAAUCUACGUUAGGAAGUAAAAAUGGACCUAUUUACACUGUAAUAUAGGGUUCAAAUUGCAUGUGUUUGUUCCGACACACUGAACUAGCUUACACCAAUAUCUGUUCCUAAUAUUGAAGUAGUCUAGGAAUUACACAUGGAGCGAAAUGCGAACGCCCUGUUGAUAGCCAAAGCAUUCAAAACUUUAUUGUAAAUAUUUUAGUCGCGUUCCUAUGUAUUGAACGCAGUAAUGUAUAUAUUUAUAGUGAUAAGAGAAUGUAGCCAUGAAUAUAGAACGUAUGGUAAACAAAAUGUCUUACGCAGACGUACAUUUCAUAUUAUUGUUCAUCCGCCGUUAUUAUUUAUUACGAAUUUAUUGAGUAUCUCGACGUUCUAAGUCCGGUAUCUGCUCGCCGCUUGCCCGUAUUAGUGCGAAUUUAUAGAUAUAUAUUAGCCUAAUUUAGUUGCGGAUUUCCAUGCAUGAUGUGAUCAUCUGAUACUAUCCAGUGAUUUUUGUCUUUAACCAUUGUUUAAACAUUAAUAUUACCAUUCGUAAUGCAUGUUUAAAAGUAUUCCUUCUAAUUUAAGUUACAAAGGCGUCGAGGUUCUCUGUACUCUAGAGUUAAAUAAUCUAAUCUGUUGAUUUUAAUUUCAGUGUUAAGGGCCCAGUGCACGAUGAUUUUGCGUUAUUUUUUUUUUUUCACCACCCAGUCGUUUUUGUUUAAAAGUACAUUGUUCCAAACAUGAAAAGAAAGUCAUUGAGCAUCUAUUAGUACAUAAUUGUAUAAUGGUUAUGCUGUUUUUCAUCAAUUACAAUUUAUGAUUGGAGAAAUGGACAGUAAAAGGAUCGUGUACUGGGUGUCUUAGACUUGUCUAUUCAUCCUCAAUUGUGUUCAUUGUGUCACAUAGCAUAGAUGUAUAGAGUUACUCUAAUCUACCUGUAACAUUACAUGUCAGAACUUCACAGUGUUUCAUUAUAUUCUUGCUUAUAUUAUUUGAGCAUAAAAAUAAGGGAUACAUAAGAGUUGUCAUCUGUAAAAUUAAGCAGGAUUCGAAAUUUAAAAUGCGUCACGUUUGGAGAUCUUAUUCCAGAUAUUUAAUGGCAAUGUUAAUUCACAUUGUCAACACAAAAUUGGUUUAGGAAAAUAUGGAAUUGUUUCUGAAACUUUAAAGCCCUGCUAGACUGGUCUUUGGACCCUGCAAAUGAGGAUUAGUCCAAGUAGAGAAAGCUUAUAAAUGGCAACCCUAGCUACAUACAAAAAUUUCUUGUCAUAUUAUUGAAACGGUUUCGUGUAAUUCACUUGUAAUUUUGCAGGUAUUUUGAAGUGCCAAUAUUACCUAUGUAUCAUUUAUUACAUUUAGACGAGUUGUAGCAAUAUGUUAUAUCACAUAUAGAUGGAAUCCUAGCAAGUUUUAGAAGUUGUGUCUGAAUAUGUUUAUGAGCUGGUUAAUUUUUGUUAGGUACGCCUAACAUGAGUAAUAAUAAAUGAGGUUUUCAAAUGAACAAUUGCUUUACGUUAAAGUUAUAAUUGAAAUGCCAUUGGAGACCUGUUAAACACAUAGUCCUGUGUGCUCUUAUAUUGUGUACCAUAUUUUCAUAUUUUUUUUUAACCAUUUUUUUUUUAUAUUUGGCAUAAUUAGUAAACAAUACUGACAUGUCUUUUUAUUUUAAUAAUAUUACAGCAGAAAAAGGUAAUCGAAAUCACAUCAUUUAAAAAAAAAUAAAACAAGAAAAAGAUAAUUGAUUUUGUAUUAAUAUUCGAUUUUUGAAUUAAUAAUUUCGAAAAAGACACGUCAAGAUUAUUGACUAAAUACAAGUGCCCAGUAGCGGGUCGUUUAUGUAUUUUAUGGUAAACGAUUAAUGUGAAUCAUUUUGUGUUGCCAUUUAACAAUUCUCCAUAUCAAACAGCGCCACCUAGCGGGAUAGAUUUUAUCCUACCCGUACGUCAUGCACGCAAAGUUGACGUAGGUCAACCGAUAUGUGUCAGUUACGUAAUGUCAUGUAAGAAAAAACAUUUGUCAGUAUGAAUUUUGAAAAUGAAUAUUAUGCAAUAUUAAUGAAAUUUUUACAAUGAUAUGAUAUAUAGAUAUUUGAUAUGUCUAAUUAGUAGAAAAUCGAAUGUAAUUCUGCAUCACUUUUGCACUUGUAUAUUGAGUAGGUGAAACAUUUUGUAUCUACGUAUUGAAUAUAUAUAUUUAGAUUUUUAGAAUGAAAAAGUGCCUCUGAAGACAAGAGACGGUCUUCUACGUACUUUUUGUCCGUCAAAAUAGAACUCAUAGAGUUGUAUUUUAUUACGUACAUGAGUACCUGGCAUCUCCUAUGUGGUAAAGAUAUACCUACUGUAAAAUAUAAAUCUGUUUAUAUAUAUAUAUAUAUAUAUAUAUAUAUAUAUAUAUAUAUAUAUAUAUACUUGGCAUAUUAGUAAAUAAUCUUGGUAUAUUUUUUUUUAAUUGAACAUCAAAAAGACUUCUCCAUAUUCUAUAAAACAUCAAACCUCUCAUAAAUCUAUUUUAGCUAUUGAACUGUUUUGUCUCUUUCUUUUGUGAUAAAUUCUCUAUUUGAAUGAAAGUGAAACAAAACAGUGUAAUAGUUAAAAUAGGUUUAACCCUUAAAAGCCUGAUUUUUUAAAUCAAAUAAAAAAAAAACGUAAGUUUACCCUUUACUGUGUUUACUAAUGGGGAAAAAUAGUAAAAAAAAAAAAAAAAUUAAAACGAUAUUUUUAUAUAUUUAUUUUGAAAAAAAAAAAAACAUUUGGUAUCAUUUUUGAUACUUUAGGCAUUACGGUAAUCAAAAUAUUUAAAUUUAUUUAACAAUGAAACAAUGCAAACCCCGGUAUCAAAUUUGAAACUUCAGGCAUUUAGAGGUUAAAGAUUUUAGUUUUUACGAAUAAGGGGAUUCGUGUCUUAUAUUAAGCAAUAAUAUGUAACAAACACAAAAACUUUUUUCCUCACUACAUCCACAGUUAUGUUGGUAAAGAUAUCAAGAUUUACUAAUUGUGUCAGGUAAAAAAAAUAUAUACAAUGUACGCGUGAUGCAAACUUGUAGUGUACACAUUAGAGAGUACAAUAUACCAACAUUAUAAAUGUAUGGAUGAAUGUUAAUUAUUGCAUAAUUAACAUAAACAGUCUCCGUGACUCGUUCGUGUAUCAAUAGGGGUUAUUUUAAAUUAUAUAGGAUCAUUUUUUCCAUAUUUUUUUUUUUAUGAUAACGAGAAGCGUUUUUUUUGAUGGGUGAAAAUGGUAUGGUAACCCCGCCUGCGCUACGAUGCGCUGGCGGAGCACCACCGGUGAUAGAUGAGAAUGAAAACAGGCCAGUUAGCCCAUUAUGAUGAAUUCAUCAGGAAUUAACCAUGAUAGUUUCCAGGGAGAACUAGCGAGGAGGUCGACCUGGUUGGGUAUAUUGCUAGCAAUGGGAUUCUCGGUCUCCAUUAUUAAUAAUUCCUUUCCCCCUUUCGGCAAACGAGAAGCGUUACGUUCAAAUUAUAAUUACUAUAUACUGUAAGAUUUUUUUACAUACGCCGCAUGUGCCCAGGCAUAAAAUAGGCCACCCCUUCCUUUCUUGUAGGUGUUGUAACUGGUGACUAAUGGAGAGCGAGGGAUGGACAGCAGUGUACCUCUUAAAACGUCUCUAAACACCUAACUGCGGUUGCCAACUCGCUUGCUAAGCGUGGCAACUACUGGCUAAACUCCCCCUUAUGAGGAAGUCUUAUGUUCAACAGUGCACAGUUAUUGGCUCAAAUAAUAAUAAUAAUAUAAAGUAGACAAAUAAAUCUGAGAUUGUACAAGCAAAAAUUUUGCAAUAUAAUUUCUCUACCAUUUUUUACAAAAAAUAAUCGUUUCUUUUUGUUAAAAUAGUUUUAUUAUUCGAUUCAGUUUUCAAGCGUUCUGAUUUACUUAUACAUUGAUGAAUCAGUGAAGUCUUCAUCAUCAUCAUCAUCAUCAUUAUCAUCAUCAUAUCAGCCGUUAAUUAUCCACUGUUGAACAUAGGCCUCCCCCCGAGUGCGACCUGCCAUAGUUGGCACGAUUAGCCGGCGGGUUGGUAACCGCAAUUAGGCGGGGGGAAAGGGAUUGUUACUAGCAAUACAAUUUUAGGUUGACCUCCACGCAGUUUUCCCAGGAAACCUGGUUAAUUCUAGUAGAAUUCGUCACAAUGGGCUAACUGACCUGCUUUCAUCAUCUAACAUAUCUCACUGGUGCCCCGCCAGCGUAUACCGAUAGCGCAGGCGGGGUAACCAUUCCAUUCACACCCAUAUAAACAAUACCGCAAUUAGGCUUUAGUGAUGUUUAGAGGGACGCUGCUGCCCAUCCCUCGACCAAUAAUUUCCGAUAUACGAUACCCACAGGAAAAGAAAGUCUACAUAUGGUUCGAUAUAAAUACUUUGUACAAGAAUUAAAAGGUAGAAUUAUUUUUGCGAAUUGACUCUCGACGGACACUCGCUACUAUAUAUUAUCUAAGAGUUUUAUAUAAUGAAGAUCAGAUUUUGUGAAGUAAUGUCUUUUAAGGUGGCAAACAAGCAUACGGCCCACCUGAUGGUAAGCGGUUACCGUAGCCUAUGAACACCUGUAAUACCAGAGAUAUUACGCGUGCGUUGCCGAUCCUGAAAAAACCUCUUUAACCCCCUUUUAAAGAAUAGUAAAAUAGGCAAAUUUUUAUCAAUAUAUUUAAUAGCCAUGAUCCUAUAUGAUUAUAUAAUAUAACCCUAUGUGAAUUAUCCAAUCAUAAUUGAGAACUAGUAAAUGAUGUAGUUUUGCAGGCUACUAAUAGGCUACCCGUGUGUGAUGGAUUCGAUUUGGACUCAUAAAUAUUUCAGUUGCACAACUUUACCGCUCCGAUGUGUCGGUUUGUUGGAUUACCUCAAAUACAAUGCAAAAUGUAUUGUGGAAUUUGUGUUUACUAUUACUAUUUUAUGAGGCAAUAUUACAGGCAUGAGUAUUUUCAUGCCUCUGUUGAACGGUUGUCUGUAUUGAAAAAAAAAUGUUUUUUGUUAACAAAUUAAUACUUUGCUAUAUUAUUUCUCAAACUUGCCUAUAUUAUGCUAUGUGCAACUUUGAGAAAUUAAAUAUCUACUAUGUGUUCAAAUAUAGAACUUUAUUAGACUUUAAUAGAUGUCGCUACUGUACCACUGUGUGAUUUUGCCAUAAGUAAAAAGUGCCUAAUUGGUCGCUGGCUAAAUUGUCAAUUUGCUAUUAUUAUAUUAAUAUGUAGCUGUGACCCCUGUCGUUCAGAUAUUUUCGGAACAGUGAGGUAGCUCAGUGAGACCUGUGAAGGUUCCAGGAAGCUUCUGUGCGGAACUAGGCUGGUUGUACUAGCCAUCAUACGCAUUUUUUUUUAUGCAACUUAGAAUGGCAAACAAGCUGACGGCCCACCUGAUGCAGUGGUAACCGUCGCCUAUAGACAUGAGCAGUACCAUGGACAUAACAGAGUAUACUGUUUCGCCCAUGAUACCCCCCAUGCGUUGCCAUUCCUGAGGACUCAGAUCUUAUUCCUCUGUACCCUGUAAAUGGCCCAAAUAAAAGGUUUAGCGCUGAAAAGUUGACAUGAAAAUAGUUUUACGUUUAUAGAAAAAAAUAUGUGAUAUUUUUGAAUUGGUAUUACGCGAAGGGCAUAUGCUAUCGAAUGGUAACUCAUAACAUUUAUUGGUACAAUAUAUCUUUUAUUGAUGGAUAAAAAUGAAAUGGCUUCCAUCCCCGUACUUCUAGUUAACGCUAGUAGGAUACCAGUGACACUGAGGGGUGAUAGUUGAGGACGAAAUCAGAUCAGGCACUCUAGACAAGUGGCAAGCGAAUUCAUAGACGAAAUCGGCAUCGCUAGCGAGUCCAUGAGUUGGAAUGAGACAUCCGAUGUUGCUAUAUCGUUCUAUCUCAGUCUCGCUAGCGAUGUCAACUUCAUCGACGAAUUCGCUUGCCAUUUGUUUACAGGGCCAGUUGUUUUAUCGCUAUGAAUUCAUCAUAAAUUAAACGGUUUCUAGAGCGAACCGCGUCUAGGGUCGAUCUGACAAGGUGUAUUAAUCGUGUAGUCUGUUACAAGACCUAUAAAUGUGUAUUGUUCCUAGUUUGCAGAAAAACAAGUGGUACCUAGCGCCAUCUAUUGAGGUCUAUAGAACUAUAUGGAAUACCCAAGUUACAAUUACGGCGCAGCCAAUGUAACAUAGAAUAUACCUGUGAACUUUACACCUGUAAUAAUAGCGAUGAUUUUACAUUGUACUCGCUGCGUUUGCCCGAUGUAAUAAGAUUUAUACCGCAUAUUGAUUCAUUUGCGUUACCUAUUCCACAUCUAUGGAGAAAUAUCUACAAAAAUUAAUGUCCAGUGUUAAUAUCCAAGUUCUCAUUACGCUCAGUACCUACCGUGUAAAGUAGGUAUUAUAUUUUGUAAUUUUUUUAUGUAUAGUUGAAGUCGAUUGAUGCCAGGCUUCUGGAAGUACCAUUUUGUUUCAAGUGAUUAAAUCACAAUAUGAAAUUA